AUGGCCGGUUUCGGAAUCUGUGUGCUCGACAUACGGCAUCUGAUCCGCCGUCGCCAACACGAAGACGUAAUCAGUAAUACAGGUUCUGAGGCUAAGACAUUAAGUAGCAGCAGUAAUAGCAGCCCCCACAUUAGAGGUGCAAUCAACUGGGAACAGCACAGUCACGAUCUAGAAAAAGUGGUAACAGUAUUCAAGGCAGCCGAGGACCAUACAUUGCAAAGGCUCCAACAGACGAAGCGACAGCAUGGUAUCUCUGCCCUGGAAUCACAAGUGCCAACGCUGACACUUUCUACUAUCAGCGAACAUAUGAACGUCGUAAUCAAGCAGCUACUAUGUAUGACGGGAGGAAUAGAAGGUGCAGCCAAGAAGACCGAAAAUUAUAGCGUCUUCAGAGCCGGCUUGGCUCGGUUUACAGGCGCAGGUAUGGAGGUUGGGACAUGUGUCAUGGGAUACAUGGGUACUUUACUAGUAUCAAGUAUCCUUGCCACGGCUGCAACAGCUUCCUCACAAACCUGAAGAGCCGUAGCAAGUGCGGCAGUGAGCACGGCAUUUACAUGGAUCGCGAUAUACCGGGUAGUGAGAGCAUGGCCCACAUCCUUGGCGGUCACCCCCUGUUACAGACGCGCCCUACAAAGCACAUGUUCGCCUAUGCAUCCCUGGUUGCUCCUUUGGCCCCUCCGGUGUCCCCCUCCACCGCUAUGCAAGCGCCUGCUGGAUGAAGCGACAGUGGGUGUAGGGAGAACAGGGAGACAGUCCGCUUCCAACGCCUGUAAAGCUCUUUGGGGGCAGGAAUUCUCAUUUUUUUGUAAGGGCAUGAUUAUG
Lobosporangium transversale is the source of this 822-nucleotide messenger RNA. RefSeq lists its product as hypothetical. The record is from RefSeq and is a predicted model, not a curated record. The coding region runs from base 1 to 516 and encodes 171 amino acids. Lineage: Eukaryota; Fungi; Mortierellomycota; Mortierellomycetes; Mortierellales; Mortierellaceae. The transcript has 5 exons.